UCUUUAGACAUACUCUGUCUAAUGUAUGUAUUACUAUGUCUGCUAAGGAUAACCUAUAAUUUCUAAUUAAUAGCUGUAUAUUUAGCCAAUAAUUAAUACGAUAUUUUAACACAAAAUAAUUAGAUUGUGUAUCGUUUCACCAUUAUACAAAUAACGCAAUACAGAAAAAUUGUAUUCAUUCAGAAUGGCAGGGUAUGAGAUACGAAUUGCUAAUUGCAAAAAAGGAAAAAGUUUAUUUGCAACAAAGCAAUAUGAGCAAGGAGAUGUUAUUUUAGAAGAGGAUCCCUUGGUAUCCUGUCAGUUUGCAUGGAAUGCUGCAUACAGAUAUUUGGCAUGUGAUCAUUGUAUGAGGCCAUUAGAAACUCCAGAACAGAAUGUCAGAAGGCUGUCAUGCAAACCUGAUAUAGUUUUACCACAUUCAAAUUGCUAUGAGUCAAACCUUGAAAAUGUGACAACAUGUGACCAUUGUGGUGUGCUGUACUGCUGUGAGAGUUGCAAACAGCAGGCAUAUGUUAUAUACCACAGAAGUUUGUGCCAUGACAUAAGUGAUGUUCAGCAUCCUGUCAUGGUUCUCUUGGAGGCUUGGAAGCAAAUGCACUAUCCACCAGAAACUACGAAUAUAUUGUUAUUAGUAAGGAUAUUAGCAUACAUACAACAGAGUCCUGACCCAACAGCUGCCGCUGCCAAAAUCAAGCAGUUUUGUCAUCGUACAGUGAAUGAAGAUGCUGAGCUGGUGCACAAACUACUGGGAGAUCAAUUCACUGACCAGUUGAAUACACUAAGAGAGUUGACUGCUAACGUUAUCAGUGGAGAUCAUAUUCAGCAGUUUCUUACACCAGAUGGUUUCUGUACAUUAAUGGCACUAAUUGGAACCAAUGGGCAAGGAAUUGGCACGAGUCCUCUAGCUAUGUGGGUAAACAACGUACUGGAGCUCACUAUGUCUGAUGAUGAAAGACAACAGCUUGAUCUGUUUAUUGAUAAACUGUAUCAAUAUGUUGAAGAAGAGUCUGGCACAUUUUUAAAUACAGAAGGUUCGGGUCUUUACCAGCUGCAAAGUUCAUGCAACCAUAGUUGCGUACCAAAUGCUGAAUCUUCAUUUCCAUAUGGCAACCAUAGGCUACAAUUGAAGGCAUUGAAGACAAUCAUGCCUGGUGAUGAAAUAUGUAUCAGCUAUUUGGAUGAAUGUUCAUUACAAAGAUCGAGGCAUUCCAGGCAGAAAGAAUUGGCGCAGAACUACUUGUUUGUAUGCUGGUGUGAACGCUGCAGUGCUCAAUCCUCCCAGCCUGAUUGCACAAGUGAAGAAGAUAUGAGUGAUGAAGAAGUGGACGCAGAUGACUGAUGCUCCAACUUGCUUGCCCUAUGCUUGUUGGGCAUAUAAUGCAGCGAUGGACUGUGAUCUUGUAUGUGCAGUGAUUCCACAGUGUUACACUGUAGUUUAUAGAUCAAUAAUGUGCUGCAUUAUUAAGAUACUGUAAGUUAAAAGUCAAGUGAAGUGAUACGGCACUAUUUGAAUGAACUACUAAUGUGCUAUGUAGUAUGUAUAGUAUUGAAAAUGUAUAGUUUUAAUUGAGAUGGUAACAUUUAAAUGUUAAUGAAGCAGAAUGAAAAUUACGAGGAUGAAAUCUUAGGCUUUUAAAAGUAUAAUGCAUUAAUUGAUUGAUGUAUGGGUAAUGUUGAGCUUGCUUUAUGCAAUAUUAAGUGCCAGUUAGGUUUCACAGGUUCAUUCGCGUGAUACUAAAAUGUAACUUGGCUGGACACGUUUCCGCGUGUCUAGAUUAAAUUAAAAAUGUAGCCUAGUAUGUUACUUGCAGUGUGGCUUUCUAUUUAUGAAUGAAUUUGUUAUGGAGUGAAUCGAUUUGGUGCUUCCGAAUAUUUAUUAGGGACUACUGAUUCGAUUCUUAUAAUUAAUUUACAUAUGUAACAAACAUAAUUUACAUCUAUAAUAUAUAUUGAUGUAAAUUAAUAUGUAAACAUCGAUUAUAUAAAUACUAUAUUAUAUAUUUCGUUAUUUUAACCGCAAUAUUAUAUUUUAGUGAAUAUCAUGUUUUGUAACUUCAUGGCAGUAAAUCGGCUGGACUGGUUUUGACAAAUUAUAUAUUAUUUCAUUCGUGAUGUACCACUGUCACUCUAAGCAAAGUGGCAAACGAAUCUAUCAAUAGACAUUAUCACUAUCAUAUAAAGUAAGUAGAAGGGAACAGCAAAGUCUGGCGUCUUGUUCUUUGUAAUGCAUGCUGUAACGAAAAUGUUCCUACCGAUAAAUUCGUUUGAAACUUAUCUAAGAGGCCAGGGUGUUUGACACUUAUAGAGAUAUUUAUGUGCAAACAUACAUAAAUACUGUUAUUUAAACUAUAGAUAUAUGUAUUUUUUUUUUCAAAAUUAUUUGGUUCGCGAUUAGGAGAUGAGUAUUAAGCUUAAGCGUCUUAGUUGACUUAAGCUGCGAUUUGAUACAGCAUAAAUCUAAAUAUAUUUUUUUGACUGAUUAUUUUUUAGUACUUUUAGUAUAUAUUUUUUUAUUAUGUAUUUUUAUCAUGAAUAAAGGACUUCAGAAUGGAGGUUCUCAAUUAGACUUUAUUUUUUUAUGUUUAAGUUUUAUAAUAUCUUCGUCAACUCUGAAUGCAUUUUCGACCAAAUGUAGUAAAUGUGUUUAGUUUUAGGAGUUAGUCUAUGGCCUAAAUUUAAAAUAUAAAUAUUUUGGUUGUUAAAAAUAUUGAUAGUGGGAUCCUAUUUAAAGCAAUUUUACAAUAAGUAUUAGACUUUUUAGAAUCUAAUUCCAAUAGAGUUUAGAUAAAAUUCUCGAUUGGCCAAAAUAUUUAAAUACCAUUUACUCUAUAAAGAUACUUGAAUAAGGACCAUAUUUUAUAAAUAAAAAAAAAAAAAGAUGUUAUAUUAUUUACUACUCGUAUGUUCAUAUAGAUAUUUAUUUUUACAGGUUUGAAAUAAAAAAUUACUACUAAUGCUUUAAAUGUAUUAAUAUUCUCAGUUUACAAAAAUUAAUAAAAAAUGCACGGUGACUAGGUAGUUAGUGGGAUGCUCGGAAACGCAAUGUUUUAAGAUUUACUGUGGUAGUAACUGUAGGUUUGUAAUUACGCGCUGGAUUUGUCAUCGAGACACAUAAAUGCUAAACCACGCUUUGGAAUAAGCUCCUAGUAGAAUUAUUUACGAAACGAUACGACAUAGUAACCUACAAGAGCAUAUUCCUUUUUAAAUUGCCAGCAUCACUAAUGACAAAUGAUAAAAUUGAUUUUAGUUCACAAUGAGUUAUUGUCGCACUGGCCACUAUAUGAAUUUAUAUUUAUAUUGAAAGUAAAAUAUAAAUUUUAAUUUUUAUGAUAAGAGAGAAUGAAUAGAUUAACAUUCUGUAGGGCCCAGUCGGCCGUCUUCUGUGAUUUCACACAAUUCUGACAAUUCUGAUCGUUUAUUAUAUGGCCAUAAUAAAAUGCCUAAAAAUGCACAUUAACAUUUAUUAUUCGAGAUUGGCAUUACCCCAUUAUGUUUGAGUCGUGUUUGGAUCGUACGCUUUAGCAAUACAAUAAAAAAAAGACAACGACAGUAUAUACCGAAUGUAACUAUUUAUUGUGAUAGAAUGAAUUAUGUAAAUAUGAAUUAAAUAUUACAGGUAAAGAUAUAAAUGAAAAAAUAAAAAAUGGACUUGAAUUUAUUUUAAUUUUAUUUAGCAAUUUUAUCUAUGACGUAUGCGUGUGCUUCGUAUGAUUGGGGAUUUAUUGUUGACGAUACCAUCUGUUAAACUAAACCUUAUGUCUUAUAAUGUAAGGUUUAAUUUUCUUUCACUGUUUAACGUCUACUAAUGGACGUUGUAUUGAGAAAGAUUUGAUAUUCAUACAUCUUAAAUGUUGUUGUUUUCAAGACGCCAUUUCUAGACAUAGAUAUGCACACAGGUAAAAAAAUAUUGGUCCAAAUAAAUAUAAUACAAUAGAUAUCUAUGAAUUGUAGAGGGGGGCCUACUAAAUUUAGCCUAUAUAGCAACUGUUUAACAUAUGAUAAUGAAUAAUGUAUUCAAUAUGUCAAAUUAUUGCAACGAUAAGAGUAUUUUCGGAAUGUUUGUAGCUAAGUGUUAACUAUAUUUAGAUGUUUCUAUGUAGUAUAGAGGUAUGCUCGCACAUUCUAUAAUUUUCCAUUCAUUUUCCUUCCAUCAUUGAUGAAGAAACUAGUUGGCAUUUUGAAUUUGCCUGCUUUAUAAAUUAUCCUAGCUUUCUAUUUAAAAAAAAAAAAAAAGUUGCCGGCCUUUUUUG
Messenger RNA from Galleria mellonella (greater wax moth), 4250 nucleotides. RefSeq names its product histone-lysine N-trimethyltransferase SMYD5 (gene Smyd5). Lineage: Eukaryota; Metazoa; Arthropoda; Insecta; Lepidoptera; Pyralidae. Bases 185 to 1339 code for a protein of 384 amino acids. Gene Ontology annotation, molecular function: histone H4K20 methyltransferase activity; protein binding. The record is from RefSeq and is a predicted model, not a curated record. The transcript is spliced from 7 exons.